Austrofundulus limnaeus is the source of this 1608-nucleotide messenger RNA. RefSeq names its product plasminogen activator, urokinase b (gene plaub). The transcript is spliced from 11 exons. The record is from RefSeq and is a predicted model, not a curated record. Lineage: Eukaryota; Metazoa; Chordata; Actinopteri; Cyprinodontiformes; Rivulidae. Gene Ontology annotation, molecular function: serine-type endopeptidase activity. The coding region runs from base 137 to 1528 and encodes 463 amino acids. Gene Ontology annotation, biological process: plasminogen activation; regulation of cell adhesion mediated by integrin.
AAAUGAAAAGCAGCAGCCAGCUGUUCAGCAGCUGUUUACCAGCUGUGAGCCCGUCCUCCUCUCAGAGAGGACAGGGUUUUAUUUUAGAAUCAUCUGAAAACUGGUCCAGACUCUGUUUGGACCUCAGACAGAAAACAUGAGAGCUGUGAGAAGCUUCAGUGUUUUUCUGCUCAUGCUGGCAGCUCUGACAGCAGCUGAAGCAGGACUGACGAGCAGCAGAAGAGACAGUUCAGAUGGGUUCUGUCUGAACAGAGGGACAUCUGUCCCUUCUCUGUCCACUGGUCAACACAUGUUCUGUCUUUGUCCCGACGGCUUCACUGGAAGCCGAUGUGAAACACGUCAGACGCUUGUGUCCAAACCAAACCCGACCAACUCUCCUCGUCCUCCUGUAGCUCCAGCGAACACUGCCGGCUGUUAUGAAGGUGUAGGUUUGUACUACAGAGGCACCGUCUCCACAACAGUGAGCGGGACCACCUGUGAGGACUGGGACUCGGACACCAGGACCAGCCACCUGUCCUCGGAUGUCCUCUCUGGGAGACACAACUACUGCAGAAACGUGAACCUCAGGUUGCGCCCCGGGUGUUAUGUCAGGAAAAACCUCCGUCUGGUUUGGGAAUACUGUAAUAUCCCACUCUGUGACUUUAAAUCCCCAGUUAAUCCUGCACCGUCACCUGCACCCACUCAAACACAGACAGCAGCAGAGCUGACGUGUGGUCAGCGGCCUGGAAGGAGGCAGAUGAGGAUUGUGGGGGGAUCGGUGGUCUCGGUGAAGUCCCACCCCUGGUUCGCUGCCAUAUUCCAGAGGACCAGACAGGUGGAGGUUUUCCUCUGCGGGGGCAGCCUGAUCUCCCCCUGCUGGGUCCUCACGGCAGCCCACUGCUUCGACGGCGGACUUCAGAGCAGAAAGCAGCUGUUCUCCGUCGUUCUGGGGAAAAGCUCCCUGAAUCAGAUGGACUCAGCGGCGGAGCAAACCUUCAGGGUGGAGGAGAUCUUCAUCCAUGAGGAGUACAACAACAGUCAGGGAAACUACAACAAUGACAUCGCUCUUGUGAAGCUGGAGGCCAAACAGGGAAAGUGUUCGGAGGAGACGGACUGGGUGAGGACGGUCUGCCUGCCGCCGCCGCAGCGCCGGCUCCAGCCGGGGGUCACCUGUGAGAUCGCCGGCUUUGGGAAGGAGCGUCACGGGUCGUCCCGUUUCUCUCAGAACCUCAGAGAGGCUCAGGUGGACCUCGUCGCCGAUGACGUCUGCAGACAGGAGGGCUAUUACUCAGACAUGAUCACCGACAACAUGUUCUGUGCCGCCCGGCCCGACUGGAGCCAGGACGCAUGCACGGGGGACUCUGGAGGUCCGCUGGUGCACGAGGUCCAGGGCAGGCUCUUCCUGUUCGGCGUCGUCAGCUGGGGCGACCGGUGCGCCGUGCAGAACCGACCCGGCGUUUACGCCCGAGUCACCAACUACAACAAGUGGAUCGGAGAGAAGACGGGUCUGGCCUCGAUCGCCGCUGGAACCAUGUUCCCCCUGAAGUGAUUUUUAUCAGCUGAAGUGGGACGGUGUGGAGUCGAUAUGAGCAGUCAGCGUCUUACCUGCAGUAAAAAGCUGAAGCAGUU